This is a messenger RNA of Histoplasma mississippiense, 249 nucleotides long. RefSeq lists its product with no specific name. NCBI's taxonomy places the organism in Eukaryota, Fungi, Ascomycota, Eurotiomycetes, Onygenales, Ajellomycetaceae. The transcript has a single exon. Bases 1 to 249 code for a protein of 82 amino acids. The record is from RefSeq and is a predicted model, not a curated record.
AUGGUUUUCCCUUGCUCGUUCCCCGAACCGACGAUUCCCGAAGAGAACCCAUCAACAUCCAUUGCAGAAACGCCGAAAGAUGGUGUCACUGUGCUCCCGAAGGUGGAGGAAGAUGAACCGCAUUCACCACAACACCCGCCAUCUACGGCAGAAACAGUCAAAGGGGUACCUGCACCACCGCUGAAAACUGCUGUAGAGCAUCAGGGGUCUCCGGAAUCACCAUCAACGACCUCAACAUCUAAUGCAUAA